AUGGUCGUCUCCGGGAUGACUAGGAAUCUGGACUGCAUCCCUUACGAUGUGUUCUAUCAAGUGGCCUCCACGCUCGACUGUCAUGAUCUGAUCCAUCUCAGCCGGGUCAAUCGGACCUUGCACCAAUUGAUGCAGAAUGAGUCGAUCGCGCGCAAAGCAAUUGAAAAUGACCUGCGGUACACCAAGGAGGGCCAAGAGGCAAGCCGGACCAGGACCGGGUACCGCAAGGCACUCGGGCGUCUGUUUGAUAUCAAACAGUCCUUUGCCACGGCACAGCCGUACUCGGCCUGCGUCCUGGCGUAUGGCAGCUCAUUCCUCUACAGCAGCGGCUGCCUCUGCUACAUCUACAACGAAGAACUCCGCGUGCUAGACGUGCAUGGGGCCAGCCAGGUGGAGCAGGUGCUGAACAUCCAGAAUGUGCUUUCCCGCGCCAUCCCGGGGUGCAACCCCGCCGAGGACACGCUUCAGAUCUGCCUCAUGCACUACAGCGACGGGAUCCUGGCCUUCACGGUGGAGUUUGUGGACCGGCCGGAAGCGUGGUUGCUGGCCGUGGACAUGCGUCGCCGGCUGGACUCGAAGAAGAGCGGCCGGCUGCGUCUCCUGACACGACUGCGACACACGCGACGCAUGUUCGUUCGACACAACGGGCUGUAUCUCUACUACGGCACGCACACGGCAAUGGGGGAUCACGGCUACCAGCAGUGGGCGGUGCAUUGCGUGGACCUGAAGCGGGGCCAGCAUACGAUGGAGAAGCCGGUGGUGCUGGAGAACUUUGCGGGAUGCGAGAUCGGGCAGACGGUCUGCUUCGAGAUCCACCAGGACCACCUGUACGCGGUGUCGACGCUGGUGGACUUCGAGGAGGAGGAGGUCGACUGGACGUCGUACUAUGUGUGGAUCUGCCUGUCGCCGAUGGCCCGGGAGCACAAGCGCCAGAUCGUGCCCAACCGCACCUGGCGGCGUCAGCACCGCGAGGGCCCGAUCAACGACACCUGGUCAGAUCUUUCCCUGCGCGAGGACGAGGCCACGCGACGGCUGAUGAUCCUGGAAUGCCGGCGCGAAUGGCGCAACGCUGGCAGCGACCAUGCCCGCACGUAUUACAUGCAGCCUCUGCCGUCGCCCGUCGACGUCGCGGCCCGCCGCGACUUCAUCCUGGCCAAGACCAAAUUCCGCUCCUACAACCCCUCCGCCGCCGCCUUCGUCGACCUCGUCAACGACCCCGCACCCGAAUCCCCCGCCAGUCUCCUCCCCCACGACCGCCUGCGCCUGCGCGUCGUCUCCCGCAAGCGCAAGUGUCCCAUCGACGAGCACGGCGAGGAAGGCCAGCCCGGCCGGCUCUUCCGGCCCGAACUCAGCUCCGCCGACGGCCAGCCCAUCCAGCACAGCGACGAGCGCUACGUCUCCCGGGGCGUCUGUCUCUGGCCCCCGGACUCCGCCCCCCGGGAGCUGACCCGGCUGCUCUGUCCCUCCAAGCGUUGCGGCCCCGUGCACGCCGCCGCCGACGAGCGCUCCCUCGUCUACUCCGUCGACCAGGACGGCCUCGAGGGCUCCAAUAACCAGGCUAUCGUCCUCCUCAACUUCGACCCCUCCCUCCACCUCCCCGGUCUCCAGCACAUGGAUCUGUCCAACAACACCCACGGACCGUCGCGGACGGACGGCCAGCGCAACGCCCCGAUCACCAUGGAGCGCCCACGCCUCGGUGAUCUCACACACGACCGCGCCGGCGUCCACAUCACGAGUCUGGCGCGUACCCGGACGACGAACCAGACCUUGCCAUCUGUUCGUGAGGAACCCGCCAUGUACCUUUCCAUUCGUCGCGGGUAUUGCUUUCAGUCCUAGUUGGUUAGCUAGCCAGCCAGCCAGCUAGCUUAGCACUGCCGCGAGGCUGUGUUCCUUCACUCCCUCCCUCCAUCCCUCCCUCUUCUUCUCUGAUCCGAGGAUUCCGUCUGGAUUCUCUGUUCGUUCGUUCGGUACCGUACCCGGCGGAUAGCGGUGAGAUCUGGGCGUCUGUCUUUCCGUCUUUCUGUUUGUCUGAGACAAACAGACACACACACACACACACACACACAACACACAGAACAAUAGUAUUUUAGAAUAGAUGAUGCAAUUAAUGAAAUGGUCUAAUGAG
Molecule: messenger RNA, 2125 nt
Organism: Aspergillus heteromorphus CBS 117.55
Lineage: Eukaryota; Fungi; Ascomycota; Eurotiomycetes; Eurotiales; Aspergillaceae
Gene: fbx15
Product: F-box domain protein
Exons: 3
Coding region: 1-1836 (611 amino acids)
Molecular function (GO): protein binding
Source: RefSeq, a predicted model, not a curated record